AUGCCGGGAAUUCCACAAUUUCCACAAUCGCCUGUCGCACACCUCUUCGCUGCAAACGUUUUACCCAAUGAAGCGGAGAGGGAGCUCAUCCGCGUAGCAAUCGGCAACGCGCAGACAAGUCUCGCGACUCUUGCCGAGCUCGAGGACCCUCAAGCUAAAGAGGAGCGCGAAGCAUCCAGAUGGGCGCCGAAGAAGCCUUUGACCGUGCUCGCCAAACGCCGGCGCGACUUGAACGAUUUCAUCCACUCACACCAAGCUCUCCUCCUUCCUAUCAGGGAGCUUCCCCCCGAGCUCCUUCAGGAGAUCUUCCAUCACUACUACACCCUCUUUAUCACCUGGUUCACGUUCCAGCGGGAUGCUCGCCCACCCUUUAUCUUGACCCAAGUCUGCACCGCAUGGCGGAGCGCAGCCAUCGCCCUCCCUUCGCUCUGGGUCAAGAAUCCAGCCUUCAACCUCAACCGCGGGAAAACCCGAGAAGCGGGGUACCUCUCGUUCGUCGAGGAGCUCUUCCGACGAUCGGGCGGGUUCGCGAUGCUCGAGGUGUACGUAUACUAUUACCCUCUGUCCGGAAAAGCGGAAAACCAUCCGGUCAUGGAUAUCCUCGUCCGACACUCCGAACGCUUGAAGAUCCUCACGCUCGAUGGCAACCAAGGGACGUUGGACGUGUUCGCUGGUGCCAAAGGGCGCCUUCCAAACCUCAUCCAGUUGGGUCUGCACAUCCCCGCUACAACUGAGGACCAAUGGCAGACUCCUGGGGUUGUCGUCGCGAAGAAUAAUACGUUUGAAGAGGCGCCGAAGCUGGAGGUUGUGAAGAUGCCUCGCAAGACGCGCCCGGCAUGGUUUGUGUUGCCGCCACGGACCAUCAUCAAGUUCGAUAACGAACCUCUUCAGUGGUCUUUGAAGAUGGGCGGUGAAUCAUGA
Messenger RNA from Cyclocybe aegerita, 921 nucleotides. NCBI's taxonomy places the organism in Eukaryota, Fungi, Basidiomycota, Agaricomycetes, Agaricales, Hemipholiotaceae. The record is from the annotation of a GenBank genome assembly.